This is a messenger RNA of Girardinichthys multiradiatus, 3041 nucleotides long. RefSeq names its product probable ubiquitin carboxyl-terminal hydrolase creB. Gene Ontology annotation, biological process: protein deubiquitination. The record is from RefSeq and is a predicted model, not a curated record. Gene Ontology annotation, molecular function: cysteine-type endopeptidase activity; cysteine-type deubiquitinase activity. The transcript has 12 exons. The coding region runs from base 167 to 2620 and encodes 817 amino acids. NCBI's taxonomy places the organism in Eukaryota, Metazoa, Chordata, Actinopteri, Cyprinodontiformes, Goodeidae. Gene Ontology annotation, cellular component: cytosol; nucleus.
GAGAAACAGAAAGUAUUCAGGGGUUUAACUGUAUAACAAAGAGUAAUAGAGGAUCUACAGCGUCUAGAAGAAGUUGGAGGAUUUCUUCUUAAUGAAUGUCAGCAAAGUGUGAAUCUGCCACCAGAGUUACCAAGGACAGUGAGCUGAUCACCAGAAGGAAGAACAAAUGGACUGGAUACGGAGGAGCUGGAGAAGCCCUCCAGAAGCUGAGUACCACGGCUUGUUCAACCAUGGGGCAACGUGCUACCUGAACAGUGUGCUGCAGGUUCUGUUCAUGACCAAAGAAUUCAGAGAAGCUGUGAACAGGUUCACCAGUCCCAAUCAGAACUCUAUUGAUCAUCAUCUUAAGGAGUUAUUUGAAGAAUUACAGCAGCGGAAAGCAUACACAUUUAAUAUAUUGAAUGCACUAGAAGUCAUCAACGUGAAUGUACAGCAAGAUGCUGCAGAAUACUUUGAGAGGAUCUUAAGGAAGACCAGUACGAAUGCAGCACAGGUGUUCCAUGGACAGCUGACUCACAGGACCACCUGUUUAGUAUGUCAGACAGAGACUGACAGUGAAGGACCAUUCUGGCAUCUUCCUCUUGACCUGGAAGAGUCUUCUGGAAACUACAGUGUGGAGAAUGGCAUCAAGAUGUUUUUCACACCAACAAUAUUUGAUGGAGAGAACCAGAUGUACUGCGAUAACUGUGAUGUUAAAGUUGAUGCUACCAGAAAAUAUGUAAUAAUUCAUCAUCCAGAUGUUCUUCUUCUUAUGCUGAAGAGGUUUGACUUCAGUUACAAGCACAUGUCAUACAUCAAAAUCAACUGUUAUGCCGAUGUUCCCCACACCUUGAGGGUACCAGAGAAUCAGACAUAUGAGCUGUACGCAGUUGUGGAGCAUUGUGGUGACCUGAGAGGUGGGCAUUAUAAGGCAAUAAUCAGGCCCAAGGAUGAAGAAGUCCAGUGGUACGUCUUUGAUGACACCAACGUCACGCCGCUUGGCCAAAAUCAUUUUCCUGACAAUGUGAACAUUGUAAAUUUCAAGGAUGCCUAUCUUCUAUUUUACAGAAAGAAAGAUUCUUGCAGUGUGGAUUCGUGUUCAGACAAAGAUAACCACCUAUGUACCACCCAGGACUCUGAUCAAAGUCAAAAGGAAGAGAAUCUUCAGGGCGGUGACAACACAGAAACACUUAAUGAGAAUUUUUCUGACAUGGAUGACAGAGCUCAAAAUGCUUGUAACAUUAAGCCAGUGAAUGAUAAGGGGAGGAUACUGGAUAGUUUGUUGACUGAAGCUAAGCCUGAGUCCAAGCAUCUUGGAGAUGGAGAACUGAAUGAGUCAGAAACACACAGUAGGAAGAAACACACAAAGGGCAGGGCUCAAGAUAAGACAAGAUCUAGUUAUGCUCAGGACGUAACGGAGGAUGCACAGAGAGAUGAGCAGACGGAAAACAGAACUGUACUCUCUGCAAAAGAUCAAACUCAAGGUCAUGAUGCUGGAAGAAUAGAGGAUGCAGCCGCUGUUGAUGACGCAGAAAACAACAAACCGCUCCCUACUGAAAAUCUGCCCCACUAUUUUAAAAACACUGAGCAAACUACGUCUGGAAAUAUACAGGCUGACAUUAUUUCUAAUAAUAAUCAAGCAGAAAGUGCUGUGCUUAAUGAGCAAGAAAAACUGAUUGAAUCACAUAGGAAAGAACAGUCAGAUUUUUCUGAACAGUUUUCUGAUAAUGAAGGAUUCAAUAACCUCUCACAAAGGUUAUUGAAUCAAGAUGGCCUUCAUCAUGAUGAUGAUGGUCCAAAGGUAGAUGAAAGUGGAGAAAGCAAACAAAAGGAUGAUCAGAGACAGAUAACAGGAAACAGUGAGAGGAAUAAAAACGGUCUAGGAAAGAAAGAGAACACAGAGAACACUGACAGGAUAGGUAAGUAUCUGUUCAGCCAUAGAAAGGAUAAACGUCUGAAACCCUAUGAGAACAGCCAGGCAAGAAAAAGGGUAAAACAUAAGGAAGAGUACUCUGAUAGUCCUGCACAGUCUUACCAUGAUGAAAGACCAGAGGAUUUACAGAAGGGACACCAUGGACAAGAUGUCCAUUCAGUUUAUGAUGCACAAAAGAAGCUUGACUUAAAGAAAACCAUGAAAAAUAAUAAUAAAAUAGGACCAAUGCUAACAGGAAACCAGAGAGCUGAGAGAGAUGAAGAAACAAGUCAAGAAAAAGUUCAAGCUGACACAAGUAAAGGAUUACAGGGCGCUGCAGCUGGGGGACAUAGUUCAAAGCAGUCCGGACUUGAUUGUAAGACUUUAGAAGUAGAUAUCUGGGAGGUUUCUCCUAGUGGUAGAAGAAAAAAGAAAAUACAAAUAAAAACAACUGUUGAGGAAAUUUCACACAACAGUAUUAAAAGAAAGGAAAAAAACAAUGAAAAGCAUAUUAAAAGAAAUUCAAACGAAGUUGAAGAAGGAAUAACCCCCUCUGAUCCCCUUUUAUUUGAACAUCAAGAUCACACAUUGAAGGAAGUCGCCAGAGAUGCGAAUAAAGACGCAUACAGGCAAAAUUUUUCCCCUGAUGCUGAGUUUGAAACAUGUCAAAACAAGCAUGUAAAAGAGGAAAAAAAAUGUUCAUGUCAGUGCACGUGUGUAUGUUUGUGAGUACAAAGGAAGCAACAAAGAAAAGAAAAGUGACAUUUCUGUGUUUCUCUAUUUCUAGAAAGAGCCAGAAAAAUCUAAUUUAGCUUAAAAAUUCAUCAAAGUGAUUUUAUUAGCAGUAAUUUUUUUGUUGUGAACGCAGCUUCAUAAACUGUUCAGUCCUGCAGGCCUUUAAUGGUCAGGAUACAUGGAAUUAUAGAGAAAUUCAGUCAAAGACCAUUUUCACAUAAUGUAUCAGUCCAGCAAAGGAUUUAAAUAAUGCUGCAUUAGCAUUUUGCUGCUGAAUAUAAUUAAAGUAGCAAUGCUGUGAGUGUCAGGCAAGAAAUUCCAAGUAAAAUAAUUAUGUUAACAUUUUUGUACCUUUUGCUUUUACAUUUUUAGUUGUAUUGCGGUUUUCUGAAAUAAAAUGUGUAAAAAGAUGCCA